AGAUCAAACCUGAUGACUCUCUUGUCAAAGGAAAGAGAGGCAAGGGAAAGAAGGAGAAGAAGAGGGCUGGGCCUGGAGACAUGCCAGAGAAGAAAAAGCACAACAUUGAUGAGCUACAGGUGUACCCGAAGGAGCUGGAGAAUGAGUUUGAUCACUUUGAAGACUGGCUUCACACCUUCAACCUGUUCAGAGGGAAGGCCGGAGACGACGACGACCAGAACAUGGCGGAUGAAGACAGGAUUAUUGGCAAAUUCAAAGGUUCUCUGUGCAUGUACAAAGUACCGGUGUCAGAUGAGAUGCAGAGGGAGAUGGGCUUUGACUCCAACAUGGGCAUGUUCCAGAACAUUCCAACUAAUGACCCAAUCAACGUCCUAGUCCGGGUCUAUAUCAUCAGGGCUACUGACCUGCAUCCAGCGGAUAUCAAUGGAAAAGCAGAUCCGUACGUCGCUAUCAAACUGGGCAAGUCAGAUAUCAAAGACAAAGAGAACUACAUCUCCAAACAACUCAACCCUAUCUUUGGCAAAUCCUUUGACAUCGAGGCCACAUUUCCCAUCGACUCCACACUAACAGUGUCAGUCUAUGACUGGGAUUUAGUGGGCACUGACGACCUGAUUGGGGAGACUAAACUGGAUCUGGAGAACCGUUACUACAGCAAACACAGAGCAAUAUGUGGCAUCCCAUCGAAAUAUGCCAUCCAUGGCUACAACGUGUGGCGGGACCCCCUGAAGCCGACCCAAAUCCUGGCCAAGCUGUGUAAGGAGGGUAAGCUGGACGGGCCACACUACGGCCCUGGAGGACGGGUCAAGGUGGCCAACCGGGUCUUCAUGGGCCCAACUGAGAUCGAAGAUGAAAAUGGUCUGAAGAAGCAGACGGAUGAGCACCUGGCCCUGACAGUGCUGAAGCACUGGGAGGACAUCCCCAGGGUGGGCUGUAAACUGAUUCCAGAGCAUGUGGAGACCAGGCCACUCCUCAAUCCUGACAAGCCUGGGAUCGAACAGGGGAGGAUUGAGAUGUGGGUGGACAUGUUCCCCAAGGAUAUGCCUGCACCUGGACCCGCCGUUGAUAUUUCACCCAGGAAACCAAAGAAGUUUGAACUUAGGGUGAUUAUCUGGAACACAGACGAGGUCAUUCUGGAGGAUGACGACAUCUUCACUGGAGAAAAGUCCAGUGAUAUCUUCGUGCGAGGCUGGCUGAAGGGCCAGCAGGAGGACAAGCAGGACACCGACGUCCACUACCACUCCCUGACAGGGGAAGGUCUCUUCAACUGGCGCUUCAUCUACCCGUUUGACUACCUACAGGCCGAGGAGAAGAUCGUCAUCUCUAAGAAGGAGUCCAUGUUCGCCUGGGACGAGACCGAGUAUAAGAUCCCUGCUCGUCUCAACCUACAAGUCUGGGAUGCUGAUCACUUCUCUGCAGAUGAUUUUUUAGGCGCCGUUGAGCUAGACCUGAACCGUUUCCCUCGUGGAGCGAAGACAGCCAAGCAGUGCUCCAUCAACAUGGUGCUGAACGAACAGGAUAUUCCCAUGGUGUCCAUCUUCAAACAGAGGAGGAUCAAGGGCUGGUGGCCCUUCCUGGCCAGAGAUGAGAACGACGAGUUUGAACUCACGGGGAAAGUGGAAGCAGAGCUGCAGCUGAUGACUGCAGAGGAGGCUGAGAAGAAUCCAGUGGGUGAAGGACGCAACGAACCUGAGCCCCUGGAGAAACCCAACCGUCCAGACACAGCCUUCCUAUGGUUCCUUAUGCCUUUCAAAGCCAUCAAAAACCUCAUCUGCAACCAGUACUUCUGGCUCACGGUCAAGUUAGUGGUGGCCCUGCUGCUGGUGCUCGUCCUGGGACUCUUCAUCUACAGCAUGCCUGGAUACAUGGCCAAGAAACUAAUGGGUGUCUGAGAAGUGGAAACUAUUAAAAGGGAUAGUUCAGCGAUUUAACAUGUAUUUAGAUAUUUGUUUCCUUAGCUUGAAAGAAGUCGACAAGGUGUGACUGCAAUUCACACUUUGGUUUUGUUUAACUUGCCACUGUAAACAAGGUGAACUAUACCUUUAAGAAAAGACUACUCAACAACUUCUCAACUCAGCGCUAUAUUCAACGACUUGUUUUCCCUAACUGUCACGUUCUGACC
Salvelinus sp. IW2-2015 is the source of this 2119-nucleotide messenger RNA. Its product is annotated as otoferlin-like. Gene Ontology annotation, cellular component: synaptic vesicle membrane; presynaptic active zone membrane. Gene Ontology annotation, molecular function: AP-2 adaptor complex binding; calcium ion binding. Lineage: Eukaryota; Metazoa; Chordata; Actinopteri; Salmoniformes; Salmonidae. The record is from RefSeq and is a predicted model, not a curated record. Gene Ontology annotation, biological process: synaptic vesicle priming; plasma membrane organization.